Molecule: messenger RNA, 327 nt
Organism: Symbiodinium sp. CCMP2592
Lineage: Eukaryota; Dinophyceae; Suessiales; Symbiodiniaceae
Source: the annotation of a GenBank genome assembly
GCCGAUGAAGCGGCGUCGCAGCGAAAGCUGCAGGAGCUGCGCACGGGUUAUGCCGAGCAGGGCGAAGCCUGGCUCCGCACCGAGCUGGAGAAGCAGAGUCGGGAUGAGCUGGCUAAGCUCUGCGUCGCUUCGGAGGUGCGACAGAAGUCCGCCGGGCGCAAGCUCUCCAGAGCGGAGCUGUUGGAAGCUCUAUCACAGAGCAUUGCCGGGGAGCAGGCCGAUGAAGCGGCGUCGCAGCAAAGGCUGCUCGAGCUGCGCACGGGUUAUGCCGAGCAGGGCGAAGCCUGGCUCCGCGGCGAGUUGGGGAAGCACAGCAAGGAUGAGCUG